This is a messenger RNA of Caenorhabditis briggsae, 534 nucleotides long. NCBI's taxonomy places the organism in Eukaryota, Metazoa, Nematoda, Chromadorea, Rhabditida, Rhabditidae. The record is from RefSeq and is a predicted model, not a curated record.
AUGAUUCUCAUUUUCUCGAUAUCUGUUUCCGUUCGGAUCGUGUUUUCCUCAAUAGCUUUAAUAAUACGUACAAGGAAUCCAGAUUCACAUUUAUCAGUAAAUCUCUCAUGUAUCGUAUACGUGGAUUACUGUAGUAACCUAUUCUCAGUCACUAUCACAUUUUGUUUAUCACUGAACCGAUGUUUAUGUUUUGUUUCCGAGAAAUGGAAUUCGAGAAUUUUCGAUAAGUGGAUUCUCCCUGUAAUUUUCAGCGUUAUUAUUUCAAUUGCUGGUGCUAUGGCGAUGAUUUUUACUUCUAAAAUCAGCAGACGGUAUUUUAUAUUUUUCGGAUUUAUUGACACAGUACCAAAUAAAUAUUCAAAAUCAAGGAUUCAGACUGUAUUCAAUGUAUUUUCAUUUGGAUCUGUUAUCUGCUACAUUUCUUUAUUUAAACAUUUACGGAAAGAAAAUAGGACUGUUAUCAAUGUUUCAGUAUUGAGGAAACGGACUAAAAAUCGAGUAUUUUCACACAUUCUGAUUACAGCCGUUUUAUAU